This is a messenger RNA of Prunus armeniaca (apricot), 2061 nucleotides long. NCBI's taxonomy places the organism in Eukaryota, Viridiplantae, Streptophyta, Magnoliopsida, Rosales, Rosaceae. The record is from the annotation of a GenBank genome assembly.
AUGUUUUCCCUUCAGCAUACCAUAUGGUUGUUGAGAGUUUUCCUGUUGGUGUUGGUAGUACUAGAAAAUGUUAAGGGGUCUUCGUCAUCAGCUUCCAAUUAUUUGAUUGGCCUUGGAAGUUAUGACAUAACAGGUCCUGCUGCUGAUGUUAAUAUGAUGGGUUAUGCAAAUGCUGAGCAGACUGCAUCUGGGAUUCACUUCAGGCUCAGAGCUCGUACAUUUAUUGUAGCAGAACAGCAGGGCAACCGUGUAGUUUUCGUGAACCUUGAUGCCUGCAUGGCCUCCCAAAUUGUCACAAUUAAACUUCUUGAGAGAUUGAAAGUGAGGUACAGAACCCUCCUGUCAUUUGAUGUUCUUGUUGAUGGAAUUGAGAAAAGCAUAAUCCAAGCUCAUGAAAACCUUCGUCCUGGGUCAAUUUUUGUGAACAAAGGAGAGCUCUUAGAUGCUGGUGUGAACCGUAGUCCAAGUGCUUAUCUCAGCAAUCCUGCAGAAGAGCGGAGCAAAUAUAAGUUUGAUGUUGAUAAAGAAAUGACUCUCAUAAAAUUUGAAGAUGAGGAGUGGGGCGCGGUUGGUAGCUUUAACUGGUUCGCAACUCAUGGAACUUCCAUGAGUCGUACAAACUCGUUGAUAAGUGGGGAUAACAAAGGAGCUGCCGCUAGAUUCAUGGAGGACUGGUUUGAACGGCAUGGUGUUGUGAGAGGCUUUGAUGGUCUAUCUUCCAAUAGAUCAGGUACUGGCAAAGUCCCCAGAAGAGUCUCAAGCCUAGUUCCUAAAGAUAAUGGAAAUGGAAAUGAGUUGAUGAAACUUGCCGCCUCCUUUCAGUCUUCUCAAGGACAAAUCGUGACAAGUCUUUCAAGUUUUGCAAGACGGGUUAGGAAUGCCUUAAGGAAAACUGAAAGGUCUCAAUUUGUAUCUGCAUUCUGUCAAUCAAAUUGUGGUGAUGUAAGCCCAAAUGUUCUUGGUGCAUUUUGCAUAGACACUGGACUUCCAUGUGAUUUCAAUCACAGUACCUGCAAUGGUAAAAAUGAAUUGUGCUAUGGCCGAGGACCGGGUUACCCUGAUGAAUUUGAGAGUACUCGCAUAAUAGGAGAAAGGCAAUUCAGAAAAGCUGUUGAACUGUUUGACAAAGCAACUGUGAAGCUGAAAGGGAAGGUUGGAUCCCAACAUGCAUACAUAGAUUUUUCAAGCCUUGAGGUCUCACUUCCUAAAGUUGGAGGGGCUAAUGAGGUGGUGAAAACUUGCCCGGCUGCCAUGGGGUUUGCCUUUGCCGCAGGAACCACUGAUGGGCCAGGAGCUUUUGAUUUCAAGCAGGGAGAUGACAAGGGAAAUGCCUUCUGGAGAUUGGUAAGGGACUUUCUGAAAGCACCGGACCAAGAGCAGGUCAAUUGCCAGCAUCCAAAGCCUAUUCUACUUGAUACUGGGGAAAUGAAGGAACCAUAUGACUGGGCACCAUCAAUACUACCAGUUCAAAUUUUGCGAAUUGGCCAACUUGUCAUUCUCUCUGUACCUGGAGAAUUUACAACUAUGGCUGGAAGGCGUCUCCGUGAUGCUGUUAAGAGGGUCCUUACCUCUGGAGGUAGGAAAGAAUUUGACAACAAUGUCCAUGUAGUCAUUGCCGGGCUAACAAAUACAUAUUCACAGUAUGUUACCACCUUUGAAGAGUACAAAGUGCAGAGAUACGAGGGAGCGUCCACUCUUUAUGGACCGCACACACUUGAAGCUUACAUUCAAGACUUCAAGAGGGGUGACAUAGUUACAGCCACCUUCUGGUCUGCUUGCCCAAGGAAUGACCUCCUGACUGAAGGCACAUUUGCACUGGUUGAGAUUCUGCAGGACCAGAAGACAUGGGUUCCGGCCUAUGAUGAUGAUGAUUUUUGCUUGAAGUUUAAGUGGUCAAGGCCUGAGAAACUCAGUCCUCAGAGUCAUGCAACUAUAGAAUGGAGGAUCCCAAAAACUGCCGUUUCAGGUGUGUACAGGAUAAGCCAUUUUGGUGCAUCAAAGGCGCUUUUUGGGUCGAUUCGCCAUUUCACAGGUUCCUCUAGUGCUUUUGUAGUGGCAUAG